Messenger RNA from Anopheles coustani, 1891 nucleotides. Its product is annotated as nischarin-like. The record is from RefSeq and is a predicted model, not a curated record. The coding region runs from base 207 to 1754 and encodes 515 amino acids. The transcript is spliced from 4 exons. Gene Ontology annotation, cellular component: cytoplasm. NCBI's taxonomy places the organism in Eukaryota, Metazoa, Arthropoda, Insecta, Diptera, Culicidae. Gene Ontology annotation, molecular function: integrin binding; phosphatidylinositol binding; protein kinase binding.
GUAAAAGAGGUUUUUUAAUUGAAUUAAAUUGUAAACAGCUCGUUGGUGUGACGAGGAAAUAAUCUGUCACUAGCCGCGCUGAUAAGGAAUGCAAAACCAUCCACACGGAUUUGAUGUAAAAUACAGCGGAAAGUGCGUGAUUACCUCAUGAAGUGAUUGCGCCAGAAGGCGUGACGACAGCGUACAACGUAUCCGCCCCAUUAAAGAUGUCCAACUAUCAGCUGCACUCGAACGAAACGACCCUAUCCAUACCACGCAUCAUCACGGUCGAUAGUGUGAAUUAUUACGAAAUCCUGGUGAAAUGUGGUCAGGUCAUGUGGACGGUCAACCAUCGCUAUCGCGAUUUCGCCGACCUGCACGAUCGCCUGGUGGCGGACCGGGGCGUCUCGAAGGACAAGCUGCCCCCGAAGAAGGUAAUCGGCAAUAAGAGUCCCACGUUUCUCAAGAAGCGGCAGGAGGCGCUCGAGCAGUACCUGAAGGAGAUGCUCAUCUUCCUCAAGGUGACCAUGCCGCGGGAAUUUGUCGAGUUUCUCGACUUCCACCGGUACGACAUCAUCUUCAUGGUGCAGCACCUGGCGUGCUCGUUGUUUCUACGCGGCGACGCCUUCCUGGCCAAGUCGAAGAAGUACGGUUUCUCGGUGCUCGAGCUGCACGCCAUCAGCGAGCGGAUGAAGAUACCGUGCCCACCGACCGAGGCGGCCAACAGUAGCUACAAUUUCUCGCACAUACUGGACUUUUGCGCCCAGCUGGAAACGAUCAUCGUGCUGCCGACGAAGAACAGCCUCCCGACGAUCCUGUACGACGACGACACGGACAAGUACAUUCCGCAUGCGCUCCAUAAACCGAUCGGCAGCAGCAACCUAAUCCCGGUGCAGCUGCGGUACGAGCUGAGCGCUUUUAAAACGUUACGUAAUCUCAUUAUUUACGGCGCGCCAACGAAGAACAUUCAGAAUGUAGGUGCCUUGCGUGAGACGCUCUCGCGGAUAGAGGUGUAUAAAAGUGAAACGAAGCAAAUCUGCCAAAUAGCGCUGUGUGAUAACGUCCAUAAGGACGCGGGCGAGGAGGAGUUGGACAAGUUGAAGCAAUGGAAAAACUUACGGCACGCGGUUUUCAAGGAAAACCAGCUAACGGCCAUCGACCGCACGAUACGGCUCUUUCCGAGCCUGAAGGAUCUCGUGCUGGACAAGAACAAGCUGGAAGAGAUCGCCCAUCUAAGCCACCUGAACAACCUGCAGGUGCUCAGCCUGCGCUGCAACCGUAUAGCGCACUGUCCGAACUGGCACGUCCAGCUUGGCAAUCUGGUAACGCUGAAUCUCUCCCAGAACCGCAUCCGUAUGCUCGAGGGUCUGUCCCGGCUGUACUCGCUGGUUAACCUCGAUCUGAGCUGCAACGCAAUCGAUGAUAUAAACGAAAUCGAUUACAUUGGCAAUCUGCCGCUGCUGGAGAACCUCCGACUGCUGGGAAAUCCGGUUGCCGGUGGCGUCGAUUAUCGAGCCCGUGUUUUGUCGCGAUUUGGCGAACGCCUGCAGGAGAUCUACCUGGACAACGAGAAAGGUAAUCAGACCGAGUACGAUAUGGCGCUCGUGCUGUCCGCGCUUCGGAUUUCGGCCCAAAAGUCUCAGCGCCGGCUGCACUCGCUGCUGGACAGUUCGGUGGUCUCGGACUCGGCCGAGGAGGAUGACCGAGGACAGGGCGGGGCCGACGGUGACGGUGUGUCGCAAACGCCCAGCACGAGCAAAGGAGCGAGCAGAUGAAAUAUCGGCAGAAACGAAUUCGCCACAUUCCCACAGCGGCGAGGGCAGCGAACACAUUGCGCCGGCAGCAAUCUGAAUUUCGAUCUGACCGAAACGUUACAGGAACGAUUUUUAAUUUUUUGUUUUUAUUUCCACUU